Andrographis paniculata is the source of this 2718-nucleotide messenger RNA. RefSeq names its product trihelix transcription factor GTL1-like. The transcript is spliced from 3 exons. The record is from RefSeq and is a predicted model, not a curated record. The coding region runs from base 459 to 2471 and encodes 670 amino acids. NCBI's taxonomy places the organism in Eukaryota, Viridiplantae, Streptophyta, Magnoliopsida, Lamiales, Acanthaceae.
CAUCGUCACCUUCAUAAAUCCUCUAACUUUAUAUUCUCUCUAAAACCAAACUAAACCAUCAUUCUCUCUCUCUCUCUUGCAGAUGACAGAGACAGAAACAAGAAUGUACAAACCACACAUCUCAUUUUACAGUUUGUAAUAAUAAUAUGAUUCUGGGAUUCUCCCCAUCUUCCAUCUCCCAUUCUCUCUUGCCUUUUCUGUAUUCUUCAAAUCAUAUCAUAAUAUGUCAAAGUGAAAGUGAGUGAAAAGCAUAGAUUUACAUCUAUAUCUAUAUCUAUAUCUAUAUAUGUAUAUAAUAUAUAUAUUUUUUCAAAAAAAUAAAAUUAAAAAAACCUGCAGGCAGCACUUACUUCUAGGAGCCUUGCGUUUCUGAGAAUACCCUUUUUGAUGUUCUCCAUAACUCUCCCCUCCACAUAUGAUAAAUAAUACUAGUAAUAUUUAAUUAGCUUCCAAUUAGGAUGCAUAUGCCUCCACCGCCACCGCCGCCGCCGCCGGGUGGAGGAGGCGGAGGAAAGGAGGUGUUCAAUUAUCCAAUUAAUCCCGAAGGCGAUGGAGCAGACGAUGAGCAUCAGAAAUUUGGAGAUCUGGGAAUUGCAGAAGCCGCCUCCCCCAUAAGCAGCCGACCUCCGGCGCCGCCGAUGAUGGUUCAGGCGACCGCCGGCGUCGGAAGCAGCAGCGGCUCCGGGAAUCGGUGGCCACGUCAGGAGACAUUGGCUCUUCUCCAAAUUAGGUCAGAAAUGGAUGCUGCAUUCCGCGAUGCCACCCCUAAAGCCCCUCUUUGGGACCAAGUUUCCAGGAAAUUAGCGGAGCUUGGGUACAAAAGGAGCGCCAAAAAAUGCAAGGAGAAAUUCGAAAACGUCCACAAAUAUUACAAGCGAACAAAGGAAAGCCGCGCCGGUCGCCAAGACGGCAAAACCUACAAGUUCUUAACUCAGCUCGAAGCUCUCGAUCAUCACCACCCGACCAUUACGGCUACUACAUCCGUUGUCCAAUCCGAGGUUCCAACUUCAGCCGCCGCUCCGGUCUCCUUACAUCCUCCGAUAAUACCUCAACAAGACAAUCCCCCGGGGCUUGCCAUGGGCGGCGCAGCUCCCACUUCCUACUUGGGCGUUAGCUUCUCAUCCAACACUUCAUCUUCUUCUGAAGACGAAGAGGGAGAAGAAGAUUUAGAGAUCGAAUCUGCGGAUGCGCGCACAUUCGAUCGCAAGCGUAAGAGGCCAUCGCGAAGCGUCGAAAGCGACGAGAAGAUGAUGGAGUUCUUGGAGGGCCUAAUGAGCAAAGUUAUGGAGAAGCAAGAAGCAAUGCAGCAGAAGUUUCUAGAAGCGAUCGAGAAACGAGAGAAAGACCGGAUGAUACGCGAAGAGGCUUGGAAGCGGCAAGACCUCGCCCGGCUCGGCCGCGAGCACGAGCUAAUGGUGCAAGAGCGCGCCAUUUCAGCUUCAAGGGACGCCGCGAUCAUCGCCUUCCUCGAAAAAGUCACCGGACAAACUAUUAAUCUCCCCACGACACCGGCACCACCACCGCCGCCGCCCCAGCACCACCACCAAAGGCAGUCCACAUUUCCUCAGCCUCAACAACCUCAAACCACAAAUUACCAUCAUCUUCAACGCGACAAGCCAAUGGACGACGAAUUAGCUAUUGCACCGGCGACAGCCGCCGAGCAACAGAUGAUAGCAUCGGAUUCGAUGACAGGUGGCGCAACCCGAUUGGAUGCAGCAAGCUCUUCAAGAUGGCCUAAACCCCAAGUUUUAGCUCUGAUCCAAAUAAGAAGUGGAAUGGACUCCAAGUACCAAGAGGCAGGGCCCAAGGGACCUCUAUGGGAAGAAAUUUCUUCAGCCAUGAAAAGAAUUGGAUACGACAGAAGUGCCAAAAGGUGCAAGGAGAAGUGGGAAAACAUCAACAAGUAUUACAAGAAAGUGAAAGAAAGCAACAAGAAAAGGCCCGAAGACUCAAAAACUUGCCCAUACUUCCAUGAACUUGAUGCUUUGUAUCAAAGAAAACUAACUACUAGUGGCAACCUUAUAAUUGGUAGCUCCUCAGGACAACAAGAAGAUGUCGGGAUAAUGCCUUCCGCGCACACCCCGCCUCCCGGCAAUGAACCUCAGGUUGCAGCUGGUGGCGAAGCCAAACUGCCGAUGAGCGCUAUGGGAACAUAUUCAUUGAUUGACGAACAGAAUGAUCGUAAUGUAGGCGAACCAACGCAGCCAGAAGACAUGCUAGAGAAGCAAAACAGUGGGGAUCUGAUCGACAUAGACUAUUUCAACACGGCCGACUGCUCAUACAGCGACGGCGGCGAGGAUAAGGAUGAAGACAACAACUACCAGGAAGUAGUUAAUGGUAAUGAAGAGUAUGUUGUUGAUAAUGUUCACCAGACACAAGUUAGAAUGGAUUAUAAGGUGCAAUUGCAGUCAGCUGGGAAAGGGACAAAGACAGCAUCAUCAUCAGCAUCCUUCAUGGCCAUGGUGCAGUGAGGACACAAAAUCGACAUUUUUACAAAUUAAAGGUAAUAAUAAUAAUAAAGGAUUGGUUUUAUUUAAUUAUAUGUUUCCAAGAUCGAGUCUUGUUUGUUUGUUCAGAUUUGUACCAUUCAUAUACCAAGUUUGAGGUGAUUCAUUCAUUUGUUUAAUUUGGUCCAUAAAGAGCCAUUUUAUUUCAAGGCGUGAUUUGCGACACUGUUGUAAUCUGUCUGCAUGCAAUAAACAAUAUAUUUAUUGCUAA